AUGCUGCACGACGCGUGGUCCGUCCCCUGGCACCGCGCCGAAACCAUCGAGCUGGACGCGCUCAUCGCCGAAGUGAACAACAACAACAACUGCCUGAAAGAGGGCGAGGCGGAGAGCGGCGCGGCGGAGAGCCCGCCCCCGGGCGCCAGCUACCAGGAGCUGCGGCCGGCACACGCGCGCGACAUGCAGGCCUACGCGCUGGACGAGCCGCUGUUCAAGAGCCGCAGCCCCGAGCGCAGCCCGCGCCUGCACUACGACCAGUACGCGCCGCCCGCGCCGCCCGCCUACGCGCACGAACACCACCACACCGACGGGUCCGGCGCGGUGUACUCACGCUGCGCGUACUCCUCCGGCUCGCCGUACUUCGGCAAUGGCGCCGACCUCUCCCAGCCACAGAUGUGGACCUCCAGUGCCGGCGGUUCGCCGAGCUAUAGCGGCAGUGUGCUGGAGGAGUACGAGGCGGCGGAGGGCGAGGGUGCGAAUGGCGCGGGUGGUGGCGGGGGUGGAGGGUGUGCGGGAGGCGCACUGCCCGCCUUCAGCGCGCGCUUCGGAGGAGCCUUCGCCGCCCGCCCGCCCGCCUACGCGACCGCGCCGCUGCCCGCCAACUACACGCACCAGGAGGUGUGGGCGCUGGAGGGGCGCCGCCCGCAGCUCUCCGCCGCCGCCAGCCUCAGUGCCAUCGAGAUGGCGGAGUUUUUCACGGAGGGCCGCGAGUGCGUGAACUGCGGCGCGAUCCACACGCCGCUGUGGCGGCGCGACGGCACCGGCCACUACCUGUGCAACGCGUGCGGCCUCUACAACAAGAUGAACGGCAUGAACCGGCCGCUCAAGCAGCCGCGGCGGCUGAUGGGCACGAAGCGGCCGGGCAUGUCGUGCAGCAACUGCCACACGACGGCCACGUCGCUGUGGCGCCGCAACGCGCACGGCGAGACCGUCUGCAACGCCUGCGGCCUCUACUACAAGCUGCACAACAUCAACCGCCCGCUCGCCAUGAAGAAGGACUCUAUACAGACAAGAAAGCGAAAACCAAAGAAUAGUAUGAAGGCAGAAAGAAGUCUGAGCAAAAGCAGUUCGCACGCAACACACGCAACACAUAUAACGCACGCAACGCACGCGUCCCACGCGACGCACGGCGCGCACACACCGCACUCCGCGCAUUCUGUCGCUAACACCGUCAAAAUCGAGAACUUGUUGGAGAACAACUCUGGUGUAAGCAACGCGGGCGGCGUUGAGAACCGAGCGGCGCUGGCGCUGGGCUACUACGUGCAGCACGCGCUCAAGCUGGAGGAGCCGCCGCCGGCGCACGCGCACGCGCACGCGCACGCACACGCGCACGCCGCACACGCACACGCGCACGGCGCGCUGUACGACGACGAGUACCGGCGCGCCGACGCGGCCGAGCGCGGCGCCGCCGUGUCGCUCGCCAGCUGA
Molecule: messenger RNA, 1431 nt
Organism: Parnassius mnemosyne (clouded apollo)
Lineage: Eukaryota; Metazoa; Arthropoda; Insecta; Lepidoptera; Papilionidae
Source: the annotation of a GenBank genome assembly